Messenger RNA from Symbiodinium necroappetens, 597 nucleotides. The record is from the annotation of a GenBank genome assembly. Lineage: Eukaryota; Dinophyceae; Suessiales; Symbiodiniaceae.
AUGGGCUGUGCGGCGUCCACAGCAGAGGUUCCUAUCGACCUGCAUGCAAAUCCGGACAUCGAGAAGCUCACGGUCUUCGACUCCAAAUUCGUUGUCCCGGAGGGCAAGAACCGGAUGUUGCGCCUGAAGGGAAAGAUCUUCUCUUUCAGUGGAGACAGCUACAAGAUUGUCGAUGCCAACGAUUCGAGCAAGGUGGUGUUUCAAUGUCUCGGGAAGUUUAUGAACUUCGACGAGAAACGAGUCAUUUGUGAUGGCGAUGGGUGUCCCCUGUUCGUAAUCAAGGAACCGCUCAUGCAGGUGGAUGACAAGCAGUACGUGUAUGCUACGGACUCUGAUGGAAAACCUGCGCAGGAACUCUUCCGAAUCGGUUCUAACUUCGGAAACACUUCGCAGUACACCGAGAACUUAAAGAAUGCAAAAGGCGAGGCGAUUCAACUCCAGGGCCAGAUGACGCUCGUGAGCAUGAAGGGUGGAAUCUGGCUUGGCGACGUCAAGACAGGACAGCCCAUUGCCAAAGUCUGCAGCCCCGUCACGUACAAGGACUUCCUGCCCGAUGAUUUCGACCGGAAUGAAUACAUUGUGGAGAUUCCACCAGGU